Molecule: messenger RNA, 687 nt
Organism: Penicillium pulvis
Lineage: Eukaryota; Fungi; Ascomycota; Eurotiomycetes; Eurotiales; Aspergillaceae
Product: PQ-loop repeat-containing protein
Exons: 7
Coding region: 1-687 (228 amino acids)
Source: RefSeq, a predicted model, not a curated record
AUGUCUAAUGAAGAUAAAGUCACGGUUGCAUCUAAUGUCUUGGGGACUAUUGGCACUGUAUGCUGGUGCAUACAGCUGGUUCCCCAGAUAUGGCACAAUUGGAGAAGGAAGAAGACAGAAGGGUUGCCGUUGGCAUUGGGGUUUCUCUGGGCAGUGCAGCCACAAAUAUUUGGGUUCUUUUCGACAAUUGUUUGGGCCCAGAUCUUACACUAUGGACAUGGUUACGGUCGAGUCAGUUCAACUCUAUGCUGUUGUGGCCUUCUUGUCUUGCUUGGGGGCAUCGAAGCAAUGCUGAUCCUUACACUGAGGAUCCCCUACAGUAAAGGAGUCACUUGGCCGGAUCUUUUGGUUGGCAUUGUCGCAACUAUACUGCUCGGUGGUAGUUGGUUACCGGUCUACCCUGAGUUGUGGAAGAGAAAAGGCAGGGUCGUUGGAUUCAACUGGGUUUUUCUGAGUAUCGAUACACUGGGAGGACUAUUUUCCUUAUUCGCGUUAGCCGCACAAGGAUCAUUUGAUAUUCUCGGUGGCGUUAUGUACAUCUUUGUAGUGCUUGUUGAGCUCGGCAUCUAUGUCAGCCACAUAAUUUGGCGGAUUCGGUUCAGAGAGCUUCGGAAGCAGGCCAGGCUCUUGGGGAAGAGUAUUGACGAGCUUCUUGAAGCAAAUCAUACAGAGACGUGUCUGGUAUAG